Messenger RNA from Limulus polyphemus (Atlantic horseshoe crab), 1041 nucleotides. Its product is annotated as lethal(3)malignant brain tumor-like protein 1. NCBI's taxonomy places the organism in Eukaryota, Metazoa, Arthropoda, Merostomata, Xiphosura, Limulidae. The transcript has 6 exons. Gene Ontology annotation, biological process: regulation of DNA-templated transcription. Bases 67 to 1026 code for a protein of 319 amino acids. Gene Ontology annotation, cellular component: nucleus. The record is from RefSeq and is a predicted model, not a curated record.
GUGCCUAAACUUGUUACAGAUAAUCAAACCAAUCAAACGUCAGUUGUUGGGGGAUGUCUCAAGGAUAUGUACAAAUGUGAGAAUUGUGGCUGCUAUGGAUUACGGAACAACUUCUACAAAAACGGAAAGUUCUGUGGUCAGGAAUGUGCUGAAGUUUCGCAGAAAACAAAGAAUCGAAAACAAAAAAUGUCAGUUCCACGCCAUAAAAACAGAAAACGUCUCCUUCAUCCAUUCAGUUUUUCACCUGAUAAUGUUGAGCCAGAAAAUAAAGAAAUGAAGUUGUCAAACUCCAAUAAGGAAGAUUCCUCUUCAAGAUCAGUCUCUCCAGGAAGAAUUAUAACAAAAUCCAAACCUUUCAGUUGGUCCACAUAUUUAGACCAAGAAAAAGCCAAAGCUGUUCCUGUAAAAGUAUUUCGUGAUUAUCAGAGUUUUCCUACCACAAAAAAUGGUUUUAAAGUUGGGAUGAAAUUGGAGGGAAUUGAUCCUCGUCACCCAUCCAUGAUCUGUGUUCUCACCAUUGCUGAAGUCUCUGGUUUUCGGCUGAGGUUGCAUUUUGAUGGCUACUCAGACUGCUAUGACUUCUGGGUGAAUGCUGACUCUCCAGACAUUUUCCCAGUUGGCUGGUGUGAGAGGACAGGACACAAGUUGAACCCUCCCAAAGGAUGGAGCAUGAAAGAUUUUGUAUGGAAUCAGUACUUGAAGCUGAGUAAAGCCCAUAGUGCUCCGAAACAUCUGUUCUCACGUAAAAAAUCACAGCAAGUUACGCCUCAUGGAUUUCAAGUUGGAAUGAAGCUGGAAGCUGUCGACAAGAAGAACACCACUCUUGUUUGUGUAGCUACCGUGACUGACGUGUUAGACUCUCGAUUCCUUGUCCAUUUUGACGGAUGGGUUGACAUGUACGACUACUGGGUUGACCCAACCUCACCCUACAUCCAUCCUAUUAACUGGUGUAGAGAUACAGGACACAUCUUAACACCACCAAACAGUGAGUUUUAUAGGAUUUACCAGAUUGAAAUACAGGACUAGAAUCGACUAGUGUCA